Messenger RNA from Dimorphilus gyrociliatus, 3229 nucleotides. The record is from the annotation of a GenBank genome assembly. NCBI's taxonomy places the organism in Eukaryota, Metazoa, Annelida, Polychaeta, Dinophilidae.
AAUGAAUAAGAUAUUCACUGCCAAGACUAUUAUUUUAUUAUUAUGGAUAGUUCCUUCAAUUAUCUCUAUUGAAAAGUAUCUAGAAAUAUUUGUUGUCUGCGAUUAUUCAUGUUCAGAAAAACUCAAAGGUGAGAAAAAAGAUCCUGAGAAAUUUGUAACUGAUCUCAUCCUCGGUGCCGAUAAGAGAUUGUCUCGAAUAGAUGUAAGAGUUUUCCUAACUGGAAUUGAUAUUUGGCGGGAAAAAAAUCUUGUACAGGCUAAUAACAACUUUAACGCUUAUUUGAGAAAUUUUAGCCCUUAUAGGGUCAAGCAGAUAGAGGAUAGAGGCAUUUGGAGUGAUAUUACUGUACUAAUUACGAGUUUGCCAACAUCAAAUGUAAAUGGUUUGUUUCCAAUAGGUGGAGCUUGUUCCUUAUUUCAGGGUGCUGGCGUUGUAAUCUUUCAAUCUAGCACUGAUGUAGCCAUUCACUUUUUGACACACGAAUUAGGUCAUGCCAUUGGUAUGAAUCAUGAUGUUAGUGGUUGCUGCAAGUACGGAGAGUCUAGAUGCCUAAUGAAUCCAACGAUAAAUGCUUUUAAUAGAGACACAGGAUACAUUAGUUCUUGUUCGCUAAAAGAUUAUCGAAAUUUCUUAAAAUCUCAAGGCUCCCAAUGUUUGAAUAACAAACCUACAAGAGCUUAUAAAGCUCAUUCCUUUUCCAAUCAAUGUGGUAAUGGUAUAAUUAAUGAGGACGAAGAAUGUGAUUGUGGAGGAGCACUCGACAAUGGAUGUCGAAAUUGUUGUAAAGAAGAUUGUAAACUUAAAGAUGGUGCAUUGUGCGGUCAAGGGGAAUGUUGCAAUGUCAAAUUAUGCAAGUUUCACGAUGCCGGUAAAUUAUGUAGAUAUAAUAAAGAUAACGAUUGCGAUGUAAAAGAAACUUGUACAGGAACAAAUAGUGAUUGCCCAGAAGAUUUACGGAAAGAUAAUCUCACUAAAUGCGUUGAUUCUGAUGGAAAUGAAGCUUCUUGCAUCAAAGGUCACUGUUUGACAUUGACCAACCAAUGCAAACUGGUUUGGAAUUCAGACUAUAGAAAGGCUGAUAAUUAUUGCUAUGAGGUAGCAAUAAGAUACUUUGAUCGUUACGCCCAUUGUGGAAUUGUAAAAGAUGCCAACGGAAAAGCGUCAUAUGUGAAAUGUAGUAAUUCAAAAAAAAACAACUUUAAUUGUGGUCUUCUUCAAUGCGUUAAAGAUAAUUUAACAAAUGCUAAUGAAUGGGUUCUAGACAGAGACUCUACACAGUCAGCAUCGAAAAAUCCUAUUAUGCCAGCUUUAGGGAAACAGGAUCUUGCUUGCUUGAAGACAACUUACGGCGAUUGGAUUAUUCAAGAAAAUGGCCAAAAUGUCGACGUAAUGGUAGCAGAUGGUUCACCCUGUGGUGAAUCAGGAGUAUGUCUUGAGAGAAAUUGCAUAGAUCAGAAGACAUUUAAAAAUUACUUAGAAAAUAGUACAACUGAAACAAAUAAGAGGAUAGGAUUUUGCGGUGACGGAAUAGUAGAUGAAAAAGAAGAAUGUGAUUGCGGAAUAUAUCAAGCUUGCGAUUGUUGUAAUUCAAGAACUUGUAAACUGUUAAAAGGAUCGUGCCCUAAUAGAGACGACUGUCAAUAUUGUAACGGAUUCGAUUCGAAAUGCAUAAAGAAAGAGACUUUUCAAAGUUGCGAUAAUGAUUUCGGAAAGUGCAUUAAUGGAGUUUGUAAAAGCUUAAGAAAAAACUGCCAAGAAAGAUUUGAGGAAUUAGCUGUUCCCGAUUUAAAUUCAACAGAAUUGAACAUGCAAGGAUUGGGACUUUACAAUCAAGGAGGUUAUAUCUUAUUGGCAUAUUUUUUACUUCAAAGAGUUGAAGUUUAUGGACGUCAUUAUCAAAUAUUUCAAUCCCUUUUAACAGAUAUUAGUACUCCUUGUCAGAAAAAUGGUCGUCAAGGCAUUUGCAAGCACAUUAAAAUUUUGGAUAGAAAGAGAAUGUUUUGUUUAAAAGAUGAUUUACGAUCGCUAAUAACUUGCGGGUGCAAAGAGCCGAUGGUCUUUCGUCAUGCAGCUAAAGAAUGGCCAUUGACUGGUAGAGUGCUAGAGAAUUUAGAUAAAUUAACUUCGAAGCAACAAAAAAUUCAUGUCGGCAAAAAAAGUUGGUUAUACAAUAAAGAUGCUAAGUUUGAGACAGAAAGAAAUUAUAUAAGUGUUUCGUUAAGCGAUUAUAAAAAAUGGUUGCUUAGCGAUAAGGAAACCUUGAAAGGAAUAAAUAGAAAUGAUACAUGGACCUAUUUAAGUUACGUGCAUAUUGGAGAAAUGUUGGAUGAGAAAAGUGAUAAAAGACUCUUCGAAGAUGGUAUCAAAUGGUCUGAUAUGGGCUUUAAUGAUCUAAAUGGUAUAGAUAGUACCUUUUGGUUAGGUAGUCAAUUUUGCUAUACGCCUCUACACUCUGAUAGUUAUGGUUGUAAUUUAGUUGCCCAAUUAGAGGGAAGUAAAACGUGGAUAUUAUUCCCUCCAACUGAAGAAAAAGCUAUAUAUCCAACGAGAAUUCCAUACGAAGAAUCCAGUGAUGUAGAAGCUUAUAAGGUCGAAUUAAAGGAGGGAGAUAUACUCUACGUACCUCCGGUAUGGUGGCAUUUUGUUUAUAACGAGAAUAGUCGAAUUAGCGCAAGUAUAAACACCUGGAUUCCCAUAAAAACAGAUGAUUUUUCAAGAAUAGAAGAAGCAAUUGUUAAGUAUAUUAUUAUGAAGAAUUUAGGAAAUGGUAACUUUCUUUCUCAUAGUCACGAAUGGCUAAAUCCUAAUGAAAAUGCUUACACUGUAAGUGAUUGUCUACUCUUAAUCAAUCAGUCAUUAAAUGCUUCGAAUAAAUGCCUUGGGGUUAAAAGACAAAAACUGGAUUAUAUUGACGAUAAUGAUUUAGACACUAUCCUGAAUGAUACUCAAGCCUUUGUUGAUUAUACUGAGAAUACUGAUCGAAAACACUGUAGUCAUGAGAUUAAAGUUGAUGAACUUUUCAAUUGUCAAUUAUUAGAGAAGAUUAAGACGCGAGAUCUUGCUAGAAACUUUGAAAAAACAGAAUAUCCAGAGGAGAACGAGAGAAACGUUGAAUUUAAGCAGAGACAGGAAAUAUACGAGCACAUUCGAACUAUAACCUAUCCAAGCUCAAUUAAGUAUAUGGCAAAAAAAUUAGUAGACAUCUAUCGAUCUAAAUUGAAAGAUUGA